GGAAGCAAAUACUGAAGUGUAAGACUUCUGGUUUGAAACAGCUUUGCUAUAUUACACUUUCCUUAUUUGUGUUAUUGAUAAUGAUAACUUAUGUUGGGUGUUAAAUGCUUGGAAUUUUUUUCUUUCUUCCAGAUGAAAUAAAAACUGAGCUGGAAAAGCAAAGGGAAGGCACUGCUACUCCACCAAAAGCAAACUUCAUUGAAGCAGAUAAAUACUUCCUUCCAUUUGAACUGGCCUGCCAGUCAAAGUCUCCACGCAUUGUCAGUACUUCACUGGAUUGUUUACAGAAACUCAUUGCAUAUGGACAUAUCACUGGCAAUGCUCCAGACAGUGGAGCUCCUGGCAAACGACUGAUUGACCGAAUAGUUGAAACCAUUUGCAAUUGCUUUCAGGGUCCUCAAACAGAUGAAGGAGUACAACUGCAGAUAAUUAAGGCUCUCCUCACUGCAGUAACAUCUCCGUAUAUAGAAAUUCAUGAAGGAACAAUUCUUCAGACUGUUAGAACCUGUUACAACAUCUAUCUGGCCAGUAAAAAUCUUAUUAAUCAGACAACUGCCAAAGCUACCCUUACGCAGAUGUUAAAUGUCAUUUUUACACGGAUGGAAAAUCAAGCUAUACAAGAAUCCAGAGAAAUAGAAAAAAUUAAUCAGCAAAAAUCCCAGUCUCCUGCAAUUCAAGCGGUGUCCAGGUCUCCAAAGAUUGGUCAGUUAAAGCACAGCUAUCAGGAAGGGAAACCUGCCAUUCCUGUAAGUGUGGAAUUAACGAAUGGUGAGCCUGAGAAGGUAGAGAAUGGAGACAUGAAGUUGGAGCGGGAUCUGCCUCUUUCAGCAUCAGAGGAAACAACUGAUGGAGGAAAGGAAAUGGUUAAAUGCAUCUUGGAAGAUGUGGUCAAGUCAGCUGUGAAAGUGGCUGAAGAAAAGCAGGUAACAGACAGAGCUGAGGCUUUACCUGCAUUAGAGAUGGCAGAUAUUGUUCUUCCUGGCUCUAAUAGUGAAAAUGUACAAACAAAUGGGAUUCCAGAUGAUGGGCAGUCUGUUUCCUCCACUGAUAAUCUGGAAACAGACGUAUCUGGACAUCAGGCUACUGCCAGAUUUUCCCAUGUUCUACAAAAGGAUGCCUUCCUUGUGUUCAGGUCGUUGUGCAAGCUCUCCAUGAAACCACUUGGUGAUGGACCACCAGAUCCCAAAUCUCAUGAAUUGCGUUCUAAGGUAGUGUCUCUCCAGCUUCUUCUCUCAGUACUGCAGAAUGCUGGUCCAGUUUUCAGGACACACGAAAUGUUCAUCAAUGCAAUCAAGCAAUAUCUUUGUGUAGCAUUAUCUAAAAAUGGAGUCUCUUCUGUUCCUGAUGUAUUUGAGCUCUCUCUUGCCAUCUUCCUCACGCUGCUUUCGAAUUUUAAGACCCAUUUAAAAAUGCAGAUUGAGGUGUUCUUCAAAGAGAUCUUCCUGAAUAUUCUAGAGACUUCUUCAAGCUCCUUUGAACACAAAUGGAUGGUGAUUCAGACUUUAACUAGAAUUUGUGCAGAUGCCCAGUGUGUAGUGGAUAUUUAUGUUAACUAUGACUGCGAUUUAAACGCUGCUAAUAUAUUCGAACGCCUUGUAAAUGAUUUGUCCAAAAUCGCACAGGGACGAAGUGGGCAUGAGUUGGGAAUGACACCUUUACAGGAACUAAGCCUGAGGAAAAAAGGACUUGAAUGUUUGGUUUCUAUUUUAAAAUGUAUGGUAGAAUGGAGCAAAGACCUUUAUGUGAACCCUAAUCAUCAGGCUAGCUUAGGUUCAUAUAAACCAUCUGAACAGGAAAUGGCUGAAGGUAAAUGCCUUGAGAGUGGAGGGAGACGGAGUAGUGUCAGUUCUUUGGACUCCACUGUAUCCUCAGGAGUUGGAAGUGUUGGUACCCAGACUGCUGUCCCAGAUGAUCCUGAGCAAUUUGAAGUCAUCAAGCAACAAAAGGAAAUAAUUGAACAUGGGAUAGAACUGUUUAAUAAAAAACCAAAGAGAGGAAUACAAUACCUACAGGAGCAAGGAAUGCUUGGCAGUACAGCAGAGGACAUUGCACAAUUUUUGCACCAAGAAGAACGCCUCUGUUCUACUCAAGUAGGGGAAUUUCUUGGGGAAAGCAACAAGUUUAACAAGGAAGUGAUGUAUGCCUAUGUAGACCAGCUUGAUUUCUGUGGAAAAGACUUUGUCUCUGCUCUACGUAUAUUUCUGGAAGGUUUUCGUCUGCCAGGUGAAGCCCAGAAGAUCGAUAGAUUAAUGGAGAAGUUUGCUGCUAGAUAUAUUGAAUGCAACCAACGGCAAACACUAUUUGCUAGUGCUGACACUGCCUAUGUUUUGGCAUACUCUAUUAUAAUGCUGACUACAGACUUGCACAGUCCACAGGUAAAAAAUAAAAUGACAAAGGAGCAAUACAUUAAAAUGAAUCGAGGAAUCAAUGACAGUAAAGACCUGCCAGUAGAGUAUUUAUCCACAAUCUAUGAAGAAAUAGAAGGAAAGAAAAUUGCAAUGAAAGAGACAAAAGAAUACGCAAUUACAACCAAGUGUAGUAAACCAAGUGUAGCUAAUGAGAAGCAGCGGAGGUUGUUGUACAAUUUGGAGAUGGAACAAAUGGCUAAAACAGCUAAAGCCCUUAUGGAGGCAGUAAGCCAUGCAAAGGCUCCUUUUACUAGUGCCACUCAUCUGGAUCAUGUCAGACCCAUGUUCAAACUUGUAUGGACUCCAUUGUUGGCAGCUUACAGUGUUGGCUUGCAGAACUGUGAUGACACAGAAGUUGCAUCCCUUUGUUUGGAAGGAAUACGCUGUGCAAUUAGAAUAGCCUGUAUCUUUGGAAUGCAGCUUGAACGAGAUGCUUAUGUACAGGCCCUUGCUCGUUUUUCCUUGUUGACCGCCAGUUCCAGUAUUACAGAAAUGAAACAGAAGAACAUAGAUACCAUUAAGACACUUAUUACAGUCGCUCAUACAGAUGGCAACUAUCUUGGGAACUCUUGGCAUGAG
This is a messenger RNA of Cariama cristata (Red-legged seriema), 2987 nucleotides long. Its product is annotated as brefeldin A-inhibited guanine nucleotide-exchange protein 2-like. Gene Ontology annotation, biological process: regulation of ARF protein signal transduction. The annotation marks the transcript as partial. The transcript has 20 exons. Gene Ontology annotation, molecular function: guanyl-nucleotide exchange factor activity. Lineage: Eukaryota; Metazoa; Chordata; Aves; Cariamiformes; Cariamidae. The record is from RefSeq and is a predicted model, not a curated record.